AUGUCAAGUCUUCCUGAGAAUUAUCAACCUCCUGAUCCAAGUUCACUACCAACGGGUCCAUUGGAUACCACAACAUCAGCAUUUCUAUACUCGUAUACUUGGGAUGACUCUUCUGUUCCUGAUCGAGAUAAUCACGAUCAGCUGAUGGGUUGGUUAUGGCAACAACAAGGUAUUCUCGAAUUAUGCCACAAUUGGGGUACAGAAUUACCAGAAAGUGAUUUUCAAGGUUACAAAUCCGGCAAUGAACCCGAACAUAAAGGAUUUGGACAUAUCUGCGUGUUUGUCGAUGACCUUCAUAAAGCUUGUGAUCGUUUUACAACGUUGGGAGUUCGAUUCAAAAAACGCCCCGAAGACGGACAAAUGAGACACAUCGCAUUUAUCUUGGAUCCUGAUGGAUAUUGGAUUGAAAUUAUCCAAAAAAGUGCUGGUGAUAAAGAAGUAACAAAGAAUUGA
Molecule: messenger RNA, 453 nt
Organism: Adineta ricciae
Lineage: Eukaryota; Metazoa; Rotifera; Eurotatoria; Adinetida; Adinetidae
Source: the annotation of a GenBank genome assembly